CACAUCUCGCGAGACCAAGGUUCACAAACGACUCUCGGCGGGUUAGGGCUUGCGGGGAGGAUGGAGUAUCCCGCAUUGGGCACCGUGGAAGCCGCGGACAGCGGAGGGACACGGUCGUACAACUGCUCUGAGGAGCGGAAGGAGCGGGAACCGGACGGGCUGCGCUUCGACCGCGAGAGGGCGAGCCGCCUGUGGGAAGCAGUGUCCGGGGCCCAACCAGUGGGGAGGGAGGAAGUGGAACACAUGAUCCAGAAGAACCAGUGUCUCUUUACCAAUACCCAGUGUAAGGUUUGCUGCGCCUUGCUCAUUUCUGAAUCCCAGAAGCUGGCACACUACCAGAGCAAAAAACAUGCCAACAAAGUGAAGAGAUACCUAGCAAUCCAUGGAAUGGAGACAUUAAAGGGGGAAACGAAGAAGCUAGACUCAGAUCAGAAGAGCAGCAGAAGCAAAGACAAGAACCAGUGCUGCCCCAUCUGUAACAUGACCUUUUCCUCCCCUGUCGUGGCCCAGUCGCACUACCUGGGGAAGACCCACGCAAAGAACUUAAAGCUGAAGCAGCAAUCCACUAAGGUGGAAGCUCUGUCGAAACGCCUUACAAACCCUUUCCUUGUGGCCUCCACCUUAGCCUUGCACCAGAACAGAGAGAUGAUAGACCCAGACAAGUUCUGCAGCAUCUGCCAUGCAACUUUCAAUGAUCCUGCCAUGGCUCAACAGCAUUAUGUGGGCAAGAAACACAGAAAACAGGAGACCAAGCUCAAACUCAUGGCACACUAUGGCCGGCUUGCAGACCCUGCUGUCACUGACUCAUCAGGCUUUGCAAACUCAAAUGCCUGCAGAAGCCAGACAGGAAGAAAAACAGGGAGGAUAUGGUCAGCUGUAGAGUGCAUGCCUCACCUAGGCAGCUCUAGGUAGUUGCUACUAUAUCUUCCAGUUUUUCAAAAGAAAAGCAGAAUUUGUAUAAGAAUUCCCCUAAUUUUUAAUUGUAAGUAAAUUAAAAAAUUUUUAAACCUUGUGUGAGUCAACCAUGUUUACAAGCCACAUUUGGGCUAUGGGCCACCAGUUUGCAACCUCCAAUUUAAACUGCCUAUCAUCCACAUUCCUUGUAUGAAGGCCUUAGCAGCCUCUGCCAGGUUUUAGAGUGUCCUCAGGACCCCUCCUCUCUCAGCAGCUGAGGCCUGCCUAUGUAUCUGGGAGAGCACAGUGAAGGAGACCGCUCUGACUCCGAAUAUUAGGUACUUCCCUGACCUCAAGAUGCCAGUCAGCACCUCAUGAGUCACAAAAAGUUAGGAGCCCUUCCCAUCACAGAAGUUACUCAUUGCCUGUGAUAAUGGUGGGAGAGGGGGAGAUUAUUAUUUUCUCUUUCAGUCAGUAAAUACUAUAUAUACCCCAAUAAGUACCUCAUCAAGGUGUAGUAGUGACCAAGACUGACACAGUUCCUAUCUCAUGGGCCCCAUGUGAGCAUUGGUGUUGGUCCUCAGGGCUUCCUCCCCAUUCUCUGGAUAUGUAGCACCAGUCAAUAUUUGAAGCCCCUGUGGAAUCCAGGUGUAAACAACUUGGCCUCAGGGAACCUGCUGCUCAGUUAUCUCUGCUUUUUCCACAAUCCUAGGCAGGUGAACCCAGAUGCCAUAGAUGUUCCAGACCACAUGUGGACAAGGGGAGGGAUCAUACCUCUCCAACAGCCCCCAAACCCUAAAGCAGCCAUACAACACAAGCAGUACUUGGGCAAGACUGACACAGAUAGGACGGAUGCAAAGCAGUGGCUUUGAAGCAAGGGGGAGAUCCCUUUAGAAGGCAAUGCCUUCCCCUUUAACAGGAUCAGUUUCAUAUGCUAAGAAAUCUAGAAAUUUCAGAACCAAGCUCCUCACAAUCCUGCCUCAUGAAGGCCCUCCUAUUUUGACCUGUGACUAAUAGAAACAACAUAGCUUCCAGCUGGCAUGUCCAUCCUUUACUCAGCCCUGCCCUGGUCAUUCCCUCAUUACUUCUUUAUACUUCAGGCUCACAUUUCUCUUAUUUAUCCAAGAAUGCCAAACUUAAAUCCUGCAUAUCAUUCAGGUAGCCAAAUCCUUCCAGACGUCAGAGCACUUAGCAUCCCCUCAGGUUACCGGAAUCCUCCUCUGCUUCACCCUAUCAUGUUCUCUCCCUACUUAGGGACUUUCCUCCUAUGCAGGAUAGGUCUGCUUUCUCUGCCCCAAUUGAUCCCCAAUUUCUUCAACCCCUAUACAUAGGGUAGGUUUUCAGAUCUUGUUGAAUUCAUAUAUAAUCAAGAAAUAUUUGUUGAUUUCUUUCCUAAUAUAUGCUAGGGAUUGUAGAUAUGAUAGUAAAUAAAAAAAGUAUUAUCCACAUUCUCAUGGAGCUUAGAGUCUAGCAGAAAAGACACGUAUUGAGUAAAGAACUAAAAGUGUUACAAGCUUUAGGAAAGGAAGUGAGAUAUUAUGGAGAUAACUUAGGAUGGAGGAGCAGGGAUUAAGGAAGGCUUUCCAAAGGCAAGGGGAUAGUGUGGGGCAAAAUAAUGCUGGGGUGAUGAACAAGCAAAGCAUCCAGUCACAGCAUUGUAGGUCAUGUUAAGGAUUUGGGCCUUUCUCCUAAGAUCAUUAGUAAGUUAUUGACAGCUGAAGCAUAUCAGAUCAUUCUGAUGACAAAAUAAAGAAUGGCUUGGAAUCAGGAGGAAAGGUUGUGGAGAGAGGCUAGCAAUGGGACUAUUAUAGUAAUUCAUGCUGGAGAAGAUGGGAGCCUGGAUUAAAAUAGAAGUGGAGCAGGUAAACAGAAGUAAAUGGAUUCAAGAGGUAUGUAGGAAGUAGAAUUAUCAGUACUUGGCCAUCAGAUGUGGGAGAUGAAGGAAAGGGAACAGUCAAGGAUGGUACCCAAAUGUAAUUUUAAGCAAUUAGGUAGAUAACCAGAUUUUGUCAGCUACAGUUUAAGAUGCCCAUGAGAUACUCAAAUAGAGAUGUUAAAGAGGCAGUUAGAUAUAUAGGUCUAGAUUUCAAAAUAGAGGUCUGUGUUAGAGACAUUGCCGUUUUGGCAGGUCAGAAACUGUUACAUAUUGGUAGUUUCGUAUGUUUUAACCUAAUAAGUGGUAAUUGAAGUCAGAUAAGUGAAUGAGAUCCCUUACAGAGUUAAGAGAGAGAAGAGUUGAGGAUCUGAAAUUGAGCCUCCUAGAAAUUCUGUCACACACUACAGCAUAAAUGAAGCUUGAAUUAUGCUAAGUGAACUAAGCCAGUCACAAAAGACAAAUCUUGUAUGAUUCCACUCAAAUGAGAGAUCUAGAAUAAUCAAACUCAUAAAAACAGAGUAGAAUGGUGAUUGCCAAGGGUUAUGGGAAGAGGGGAAUGGGGAAUUGUUUAAUGGGUGUAGAUUUUCAGUUUUAGAAGAUAAAAAAUUUCUGGAGAUUGUUUGCCCAACAAUGUGAAUAUAUUUAAAUGAUGGAAACACAGUUUCUCUAACCCAGAUCUUUCCUUUGAUAUUACUGAAAUGUAUACUUAAAAUGGUUUAGGUGGUAAAUUUUCUGUUAUAUGUAUUUGACCACAAUUAAAAAUAAAAUAAGAAAAAGAAAGUAAAAAAAAAAAAAAUUGAGCCUCUGGAAUUCCAGUAUUAAACAGUGGAGGCCAAAUAGGAGACAGCAAAAGAGAUAGAGAAGGAGCCACCAGAGGAGAAAACUCAAGAGUGUGGCCUGCUGAAAGCCAAGGGCAGGAAGACCGAAGGAGGGAAGAGUCACCAGUUCCGUCAGGUGCUGUUGAGUGGUCAAAUAUGAUGAGACCUCAUAAGGAUCCAUUUUGUCCAUUAAAUUUAGAUACAGGGAAGCCAUUAAUGGCCUCAGAAAGAGAGAGAGACAGAGAGUGUGUGUGUGUGUCUGUGUGUGUGUGUGUGUGUGUAGUGUAGUGGGAUAGGUUGCAAAGUAAUUGAGAGGCAAGGAAAUGGAGAAGCCUGUGUAAGGCUUUUCAAAAGGCUUGGCAGUGAAAAGAGAUUCAGGUCUUCUUCCAAAUAAGCCAGAUGUGUGAAAAUCAGCCCUAAUGACUUAUGCUUCAUAAAAUCACAUGGGUAGAUGAGAAUAUCAAACAUGUAAAACAAAAACAGAUAAAAAUUCAUGUGUGUGGGUACUGGACAAACCUGUUCUUUUAGAAGCUCCAGUGAAUUCUACAGGUGCCCCAAAUGACAAUUGAAUC
Manis pentadactyla (Chinese pangolin) is the source of this 4160-nucleotide messenger RNA. It is a transcript of the gene ZNF346, whose product is annotated as zinc finger protein 346. The record is from RefSeq and is a predicted model, not a curated record. Gene Ontology annotation, molecular function: zinc ion binding; double-stranded RNA binding. NCBI's taxonomy places the organism in Eukaryota, Metazoa, Chordata, Mammalia, Pholidota, Manidae. The transcript has 6 exons. Bases 61 to 912 code for a protein of 283 amino acids.